Messenger RNA from Triplophysa rosa, 2060 nucleotides. Its product is annotated as P3 protein-like. The coding region runs from base 351 to 1715 and encodes 454 amino acids. The record is from RefSeq and is a predicted model, not a curated record. The transcript has a single exon. Lineage: Eukaryota; Metazoa; Chordata; Actinopteri; Cypriniformes; Nemacheilidae. Gene Ontology annotation, biological process: bile acid and bile salt transport. Gene Ontology annotation, molecular function: bile acid:sodium symporter activity. Gene Ontology annotation, cellular component: membrane.
AUUCUAGUGCACGUCGAGUUUCUAUGGGAGUCGCCCAAGGAAACCGCUCGAGCUGCUCGGACCGGAUCGACGAGACCAAAAUAAAGAGACUUAAGACAAUAAUCAUGAGAAAUACUCAUCGUUAUGCUGUGACGUUAACAUAUUUAAAGCGCUCGGACUGGAUUUUAAUCGCUUCAGGACCGCAAUGAGUGACUUCCGGUAUAAACCGUCACGAGAAGAGAGCGAGGCGGAUCUUUACGAUCAUAUCAGAGGAAGUGUUUAGAUCUUCUGUCAGAGGAUCACGGGACGUGUGACGAUCCGAUGACUUUGUCAGGUUUCAGAGGAGUGUUUGUUUGGGUCUCAGUGGAGACAUGAAGACAUUACUCGUGUUGAGCUGUCUGCUGUUUUUCACUCUAGGGGAAGACUCAGAUCAUCAGAAGCAGGAUCCAGUUCAGUACCUGCAUAUCGGCGACGGCUCCUCGAGGGAGUUCGAGUUCCCGCAGAACACACGUGGCGUGAUCGUCAUCUCCAGCCGGUACCGCAGCGGAGCGCGCAAGGGUCGCCAGAGCCUGAAACAGACGGUUCGGGUCAGAUCUCUGGACCCGGAUGUCAUCUCCGUCCUCAACGUGAGCGACAGCGGCCGUACGGGAGCCUCGAGCAGCUACAUCAUUAGCAUCCACUCAGGAGUGCCAGGAAUGGCUCCGUUACUCAUCCAGCUUCUGGAUCUGGAGCGGGAUUCCCCUCCGGUUGUGAUAGAGGAGCGGAGCGAUUACUCCAUCAGGGUGGCGGCAGGCGGCGACGACCCGGCUACCCGGCUCCUGGACUCAGGGGGCCUGUCGCACUUCUCGCAGAACCCGGUCCUGUUUGCUCUGCUGCCGCUCAUCUUCAUCAAUAAGUGUGCGUUCGGCUGUAAGGUGGAUGUGGACGUUCUGCUGGGUCUGAUGAAGAGGCCGGUCCCGCUCCUGCUGGGUGUGCUAGGACAGUUCCUCAUAAUGCCGCUGUACGCCUACGGACUGUCCCGCCUGGUGUCGCUUCCCAAAGCGCUGUCCUUGGGUCUGGUCAUCACAUGCUCUGCUCCAGGCGGCGGCGGCGGUUAUCUCUACAGUCUGCUGCUGGGUGGAGACGUCACUCUGGCCAUCUGCAUGACACUCGUAUCCACGGUGGUGGCGGCCGCAGCGAUGCCGCUGUCCUCUGCGUUUUACGGCUGGUUAUUGGGCGUGCACGCAGCUCUUCACGUGCCCUUUGUCAAGAUCCUCGGAACGCUGCUCUUCAUUGCCAUUCCCAUCUCGCUGGGGAUGCUAGUGAAGCUCCGUCUGCCCACGGUCAGCGGUGUCCUGCUGGCCCUCAUCCGUCCCUUCAGCUUCGUGCUGAUUGUAGGCGGAAUCUUCAUGGCCUACCAAAUGGGCUCCUCUAUUCUGGCCAACGUACGGCCUCCGGUCGUGAUGGCGGGCGUGACCGUGCCCGUGUUUGGCUUGCUGCUUGGUUUGGGCAUGGGGCGGUUGGCGGGGCUCUUGUCACCGCAGCGGAAAACCGUCAGUAUCGAGGUGGGCGUGCAGAACAGUCUCCUGGCGUUGGCGGUCAUGCAGUUGUCGUUCCAGCGGGCCGAGGCGGACUAUGCGUCCCAGGCGCCGUUCAUCGUGGCACUCAGCAGCACGUCUGAGAUGCUUUUGUUGGUUCUUACUCAUUUUGCCCACCAGCGCCUGUGCCUGCCACCCACCUCUCGAAUCACCACCUGAUCAAUCGCCAAAUCCGAAAGCCAAUCGCUGCCAAAAACAAUACUGCCGAUCUGCUGCAACUGACACUUCCAGUGUUUCUGUCUUACAACCAAAGGCCUUUAGUCAUUGAGGCCAGUUUUGUUUUAGCCUCUUUUUAAAAUACUUUGAAUGAAUACGAUCUUUCCUGUAUCACAAUGACAGUGUUUACAAAAGCUAUUUUUCUAAGUCAUUUUGCUGUUUGCUUUUUUACUUUGUAAUUCAAGCAGUUUGUAUCUUGUAUGUGUGAUUGAGAUGUUGUGUGGUGAUGUUUAUGUGAUUGAAUUCAUACACUGGAAUAAUGGGGAAUAAAUGUUUUUUGGAACAGUC